Molecule: messenger RNA, 1755 nt
Organism: Cavenderia fasciculata
Lineage: Eukaryota; Evosea; Eumycetozoa; Acytosteliales; Cavenderiaceae
Gene: dhx15
Product: DEAD/DEAH box helicase
Exons: 3
Coding region: 1-1755 (584 amino acids)
Cellular component (GO): spliceosomal complex; intracellular anatomical structure
Molecular function (GO): RNA binding
Source: RefSeq, a predicted model, not a curated record
AUGAAUCAUAAAAGAAAGAAUAGAGAAGAAAGUCAAGAAGAAGAAUAUAAUCCAGAACAACCAGAAAUAGCGAAAAAGAAGAUGGGAGGAGAACAACAAGAGAUUAAAAACAUAGCAGAGGAAUCUGAUAAAGACCCAAGCAUCAAUAUCAAUGGCAAACCAUUUACAAAUAGAUACUACGAGAUUUUAAAGGGAAGAAAGCAAUUGCCCGUCUAUGAACAACGUGACGAUUUCAUCAACAAACUACUCAACAAUCAAGUGAUCGUGUUGGUUGGUGAAACUGGUUCGGGAAAGACGACACAGAUCCCACAGUUUGUACUCGAGUCGGGCCUCAUCAAGGAGGGUACGAUGGUGGCUGUCACUCAACCACGUAGAGUGGCUGCCAUUUCGGUGGCUACUCGUGUCGCCGAGGAAAUGGAUGUUAAGUUGGGCGAGGAAGUUGGUUACUCGGUGCGUUUCGAGGAGAGCACCAGCGACAAGACACUGAUGAAGUACAUGACGGAUGAGCCUGAGCGCGACUAUCUCGAGGCUGCCGUACGCACGGUGCUAACCAUCCACGCUGAAGAGCCCGAAGGUGAUAUCCUGCCAUUCCCCAACCGUAAGGUCAUCCUUUCGACCAAUAUUGCCGAGACAUCCGUCACGAUCGACGGUGUCGUCUAUGUGGUCGAUCCAGGCUUCUCCAAGCAAAAGACGUACAACCCACGUUCGCGUGUCGAGUCGUUGCUCGUGACCAACAUCUCGCAGGCUUCGGCCAAGCAGCGUGCCGGUCGUGCCGGUCGUACCAGACCCGGAAAGUGCUUCCGUCUCUACACCGAGCACGACUUUAAAAAAGAGUUGAUUGCACAGACCUACCCCGAGGUGCUGCGUUCCAACUUGUCGACCGUCAUCCUCCAACUCAAGCGUCUCGGCGUCGACGAUCUCGUCCACUUUGACUGGAUGGAUCCACCCGCCCCCGAAACACUCAUGCGUGCACUCGAAGUAUUGCAUUACCUCGGCGCACUCAGUGACGAGGGUGAUCUCACCAAAGACGGUGAAAUGAUGGCUGAAUUCCCACUCGAUCCCCAGCUCUCCAAGAUGCUCGUCAUCUCACCAUCAUACGGCUGCUCCAACGAGAUGCUGUCCAUCGCAGCCAUGCUCUCCGUCCCACCCGUCUUCCAACGCCCCCGUGAAGCCCGUCGUGAGGCCGACGAGGCCAAGAAGCAGUUUGACCACGUUGAAGGCGACCAUUUGGCGUUGCUCAACGUCUACCACGCCUACAAGCAAAGCGGCAGCGACCGCAAGUGGUGUUACGACAACUUUUUGAAUAACCGUGCCCUCGAACAGGCCAGCAGCGUGCGUAACCAGCUCGCUAACCUCAUGAACAAGUUCAAGCUCAACCUCGUCUCGAAUGACUCGGCCAACAGCCACCUCUACUACCAAAAUAUCCGAAAGUGCGUUGUUGCCGGUUUCUUUAUGCAAAUGGCCAAGAUCGAGAAAAAGAACCAGUACUACACCCUUGGUGACGAUGCACCCGUCAUUUUCCAUCCAUCCACCGGUUUAAUCCGUCGUCCCGAGUGGGUCGUCUACAGCGAGCUCGUCCUCACCUCCACCUCUUACAUUCGUUGUGUCACUGACGCUCGUAUCGAAUGGAUCUAUGAAAUCGCACCUCACUACCUAGAAUCACUCACCGAAGAUACCACCCCACCAAAAUCAAGAGCCGUCAUUUCAAGAUUCCUUUCAAGUAAAAAACCUCAACAACCUCAAAAGCGAAGAUAA